AUCCACUGCUUUUACUUUGCCGUUUCACUGAGAACGAGGCUCACACUCUCUCUCUCUCUAUCUUUCUCUAUCUUAGAAGAAGAACUAGAAGAAGAAGAAGAAGCAGAAUCAAGGAGAAAGCUUAAACCAGCACUCUCUCUUCAAAUUACUUUAGCUUUCUCUCUCCAAAUCUUCCUCAUUGUCUUUCCCUGCUUCAAGAAUUGUUGUCUGUUUAACACUUUUUUCUGCUUAUUCCAAACUAUCUUCUCUUCUCUAUUCUCGAAGAACCAGCAAAAGAAGAAAAAAGUCUUUUUUGUCUCUCUUGGCUGAAAGAUCUCAGAAAUUAAACCCAUUUUCUUAAUUCCUGUCUUUUAGAAAAAACCCUUAAUCCUGCUGCAACUUAGUCUUUGCUUAGCUUCUGUCUGAUCUAAAGGAGGAGGAAAGAAGCCAAUUCAUGUCAAUUUUGAACCUUUUUAUGCUUUUAAAACAGUGAUUCAACUAUAAACCCCAAAUUUGUUCGACAUUUUGAUUUGAUCUCUGUUGUUUUCUGGGGUUUUUGUAUGGAGUGAGUCUCUAAUUGCAAGGAUAAAUCAAGAACAAACAGAGACAAAUAGUUUAUCAAAUUAGGAGCAGCAAUGAGAGACGACAAAUCCAAGAAAAGCAAGUUGUCUUGGUCCAAGAAGAUGGUGAGGAAAUGGUUCAACAUCAAAAGCAAAACAGAAGAAUUUCAAGCAGAUGUUUCUGUUCCUCAAGGUGUUGAAGAAGCUGAGCACAGAAAUAGCUUCUCCGCGAGGGAGCCCUGCACAAUCAAGAAGAGCAAAACUGAGAAACUCAAUAAGAACUGGGAGCAGCAAGCUAGACAAAGGAGAAUGAACUAUGAAAACCCCAGAAUCAUUGAUGUCCAAAACUACAGCAUCUUCGUAGCUACAUGGAACGUUGCUGGACUCUCUCCUCCUGCAGAUCUAAACCUUGACGAGUGGCUUCAUUCCUCAGCUCCUGCAGAUAUAUACGUACUCGGAUUCCAAGAGAUUGUUCCUCUUAAUGCUGGUAACGUUCUUGGAGCUGAAGACAAUGGUCCUGCCAAAAAAUGGCAUUCACUCAUCAGAAAAACGCUCAAUAACAUCCCUGGGACAAGCGGCGUCUGUCACACUCCGUCUCCUAUUCCUGUCCCCAUUGCAGAGAUUGAUGCUGAUUUCUCUGGAUCCUCGAGGCAAAAGAACGCGACUUUAUUCAACAGACGGUCUUUCCAGACCCCGAGCACAUGGAGAACGGAUGAGAACGACCCUUCAGUGCCACAGCCACGGCUUGACCGUCGUUUUAGCGUCUGUGAUCGCGUAUUCUUCAGUCAAAGACCAAGUGAUUUCGACCCGAGCUUCAGGUGCAAUCAUAGGGCCAGUGAUUACUCAAGAAGGACUAGUGAUUACUCUAGUAGACCAAGUGAUUAUUACUCUAGUAGACCAAGUGAUUAUUACUCUAGACCGAGUGAUUAUUCUCGGCACAGUGAUGUCUCUAAGUGGGGUUCUUCGGAUGAUGAUAAUGGUCCAGGGGAUUCACCAAGCGCAGUCUUGUGUUCUCCGGUGUCAAAUGCAUCAAACGAGAAUGGGUAUAGAAUCCCGUGGAACUCAUCGCAGUAUUGUUUGGUUGCGAGCAAGCAAAUGGUUGGUAUCUUUCUAACAAUUUGGGUGAAAAGCGAGUUACGAGAACACGUCAAGAACAUGAAAGUAUCUUGUGUUGGCAGAGGUUUAAUGGGUUAUCUUGGAAAUAAGGGAUCAAUCUCAAUUAGUAUGUUGCUUCACCAAACAAGCUUCUGCUUUGUCUGCACACAUUUGACCUCGGGACAAAAAGAAGGAGAUGAGCUGAGGAGAAACUCUGAUGUCAUGGAGAUACUCAAGAAAACACGGUUUCCUCGUGUCCAGAGUUCUUCAGAUGACAAGUCCCCAGAGAAUAUCCUUCAGCAUGAUCGAGUAAUAUGGCUUGGGGAUCUGAAUUACCGGAUAGCACUCUCUUAUCGAUCUGCGAAAGCACUUGUCGAGAUGAAAAACUGGAGAGCAUUACUAGAGAACGACCAGUUACGGAUAGAGCAGAGACGAGGCCAUGUGUUUAAAGGAUGGAACGAAGGGAAGAUUUACUUCCCACCAACUUACAAAUACUCAACUAACUCAGAUAGAUAUGCAGGAGAUGAUUUGCAUCCAAAGGAGAAACGUCGCACUCCUGCUUGGUGUGAUAGAAUAUUGUGGUAUGGAGAAGGGCUGCAUCAGUUGUCUUAUGUAAGAGGGGAGUCACGGUUCUCGGAUCAUAGACCAGUUUAUGGCAUAUUCAGCGCAGAGGUUGAGUCAAAUCACAAGAGAUUAAAGCGAACCACGAGUUACUCCACUUCACGGGUCCAAGCUGAAGAACUCUUACCUUACUCCCGAGGAUACACCGAGCUAACUUUUUUCUAAAAGCAAAACAACCAAAAGGAGUUCUUCCUCCGCUCUUCAAGGUGAAUUAAAGUAUUUUUUUGAUUGUUGAAGCCUUGAAGAGUGAUUGAGACAUUCCAUUGCUCCUUUUAACACAAAGGAAACAAACAACAGGUGUAAAGAGGAUUGUAAUUUUGACUUGGUUCUUCUUUCUCAUGGAUUUUCUUUUUUUAGGAUUAUCAAACUGACAGAUGGAAGAAAAAGAAUUUUAUAACUAAUCAUUCUUUUGUAGGGAAUUUUUUUUUGCAUGUUAUAAGUAGAAGUGUGUUCCCGAGAUAAUGAUGGUGUAAUGCUUGUAAUAUAAGGUAUUAAGAUUAGCCGUUUAAGUGUAAUAAAAAGACUAUACAAAAAGAAA
Eutrema salsugineum is the source of this 2793-nucleotide messenger RNA. RefSeq names its product type IV inositol polyphosphate 5-phosphatase 7. Lineage: Eukaryota; Viridiplantae; Streptophyta; Magnoliopsida; Brassicales; Brassicaceae. The transcript is spliced from 13 exons. The record is from RefSeq and is a predicted model, not a curated record. The coding region runs from base 615 to 2420 and encodes 601 amino acids. Gene Ontology annotation, molecular function: phosphatidylinositol-3,4,5-trisphosphate 5-phosphatase activity; phosphatidylinositol-4,5-bisphosphate 5-phosphatase activity; inositol-polyphosphate 5-phosphatase activity. Gene Ontology annotation, biological process: phosphatidylinositol dephosphorylation.